This is a messenger RNA of Enhydra lutris kenyoni (northern sea otter), 5537 nucleotides long. Its product is annotated as ST3 beta-galactoside alpha-2,3-sialyltransferase 6. The transcript has 11 exons. Lineage: Eukaryota; Metazoa; Chordata; Mammalia; Carnivora; Mustelidae. Bases 868 to 1863 code for a protein of 331 amino acids. Gene Ontology annotation, molecular function: beta-galactoside alpha-2,3-sialyltransferase activity. Gene Ontology annotation, biological process: glycolipid biosynthetic process. The record is from RefSeq and is a predicted model, not a curated record.
GCGGUGACACGCUGCCGCUUUGAAUUAGACCCAAGUCCGUGGCUCUUCUCUCUGGGGUCAUUUGAUGGCAUGUGAUUACGAUGUUCACUGUCCAAAGGCUGGAGCUCUUAACUGAAUGUUGCUAGACAAUGAAUUACUUCACAAACACUGAAAUAUAAAAAGUAUUCAGAGCCAUCCAAGUAUGAGGACAUUAUUAAUUUAUGCUUUUCUCAAGAGAGCUACUUUAACAAGAAAGAAAAAUCCACGUCCCACCUUCGUUCUUCUCCCUAAAGUAACGUCUCCUCCAAAAGACAAAGGAGCACUAACGCAUUUGUCCUUGAAAGGCGGAGCCCAGGAAUUCUCGAGUUCUGAACACUCCCUCCCUUUCUGCUAGGGACCAAACCGCCUGCCUCACUUGGUGUCACAGAAGGUCCCGGUGCGCCAAGCAAAUGUGUUUUUUUCUGCGGCCCGCCACCCCGGUGGGGAAGGGGAGUACCCUGGCCGCCCCACACUUUCCCCGCUGCAGCUUUCCAAACAAACCAAGGCAGGAUGGGAGUGUCUUCUUGGCUGUGGAACUCGAUCCUCCUACCUUGUCCUGAAGCCACCCGCUGCUUUUCCCCGGCCCUCCCUUCGUGGUGAUUUUCCUGUCCGGGACGCCCGGGAAGGGCGCGCGGCUGGUGUCCGCCCAGCCCGAAAGCACUUGCAAGUGGAGAAGCAGCCCAUCCCUUUAUAUUGGGUGAUUGCUAGUGGAGAAGCUCUGACAAUUUAGCAGACUGGCUCUUGGGCCUCUCUGACCCUUACCACAUCCUUCGCCUUCAGGAGCAGAGUGACCUUCAGGAGCAGAGCGCCUUUGGGAAACAGAUUCCUAAAAGUGCAGGUGGGCCAGCCAUGAGAGGGUACCUUGUGGCCAUAUUCCUGAGUGCUGUCUUUCUCUAUUAUGUGCUGCAUUGUAUAUUAUGGGGAACAAACGUCUAUUGGGUGCCACCUGUGGAAAUGAAGCGGAGAAAUAAGAUCCAGCCUUGUUUAUCAAAGCCAGCUUUUGCCUCUCUCCUGAGGUUUCAUCAGUUUCACCCUUUUCUGUGUGCAGCUGAUUUUAAAAAGAUUGCUUCCUUGUAUGGUAGCGAUAAGUUUGAUUUGCCCUAUGGGAUAAGAACAUCAGCGGAAUAUUUUCGACUUGCUCUUUCAAAACUGCAGAGUUGUGAUCUCUUUGACGAGUUUGACAAUGUGCCAUGUAAGAAGUGCGUGGUGGUUGGUAAUGGAGGAGUUUUGAAGAAUAAGACAUUAGGAGAAAAAAUUGACUCCUAUGAUGUAAUAAUAAGAAUGAAUAAUGGUCCUGUUUUAGGACAUGAAGAGGAAGUUGGGAGAAGGACAACCUUCCGACUUUUUUAUCCAGAAUCUGUUUUUUCAGAUCCCAAUCACAACGAUCCUAAUACUACGGCGGUUCUCACUGCUUUUAAGCCGCUUGAUUUAAAGUGGCUGUGGGAAUUGUUGACGGGUGGCAAAAUAAACACUAAUGGUUUUUGGAAGAAACCAGCCUUAAACUUGAUCUACAAACCUUAUCAAAUCAGAAUAUUAGAUCCUUUCAUUAUCAGAAUGGCAGCUUAUGAACUGCUUCACUUCCCAAAAGUGUUUCCCAAAAAUCAGAAACCCAAACACCCCACAACAGGAAUUAUUGCCAUCACGUUGGCCUUUCACAUAUGUCACGAAGUUCACCUUGCUGGUUUUAAAUACAACUUUUCUGACCUCAAGAGUCCUUUGCACUAUUACGGGAAUGCCACCAUGUCUUUGAUGAAUAAGAAUGCAUAUCACAAUGUGACAGCGGAGCAGCUCUUUUUGAAGGACAUUAUAGAAAAAAACUUUGUAAUCAACUUGACUGAAGAUUGACUCUACAGACUCAGAAGACGAUGCUAACAGUAUUAGUUUUAUUUUUAUAUGGCAGUUUUUAGUUUAUUUUUAAAUAUGUUGGAUGCACUUGUCAAAAAAUUGUGUAUAUUAAGUCUGUUGCUGCCUGGUGAUUCAUAACCACCAGCUUAAUUUCUGUGAAUAUAUUUAAUUUAUAAAAACCAAGAUAUGUUUAGUUAUCAGGGAAAGUUUUGAUUGCAUUGUUUUUAAAACAAGCUAGUUUUCCGAAGUGUUUCUAAACAUCUUUUUAUAUUGACUUCAUCUUAGACUUUUGAGGGGAUAUGACUUCCUAAUAAGGGGCUUUAGCUGACCACAAUUUUUGAACACAUUUGGCUACUCUAAAUUGGUGGGGAAUGGCCAUGUGGUUGUGCCUUGAUACGGCAGACUGGAGCCACUUUCGGCAUGUAGCUAGAUGAUUGUAUUGUACCUGAGGAAACAGAUUUGAAUCUUAAAGCAGCCCUGAACACAGCAGUAGGUAUGGUUAUGGAAAUCUAAGAUCAGACUGGUUUCAUUAAGCUUUUUUUGUCCUGCAGUUAAGUAAACCAUGAUUGUAAUGAGUAAUCUGGAAGGUGUGUUUUUAAGGUGAAGGAAAUAGACUAAACAUGAAAUUCUGGACGAGUAAAUAAGCUAAGAAUGCCACUUACCAAAGCCUGGUGACUGCAUUAUUUUAAAGCUCAUACAAGGUAGCAGAGCUAGGCAAGCUCAAGGAAAGCAUUAUUAAAUUUUUUGCCUGGCCCAUUAUAUUAAAAUGUGAAAGUUUACUAUUGGAAUUAAAUUAGAAAAAAAUGAAGAUAAAUCCUUGAGACUCCUCCUCAAGCUGUUUCUGGAUUUAAAUGGGACUUUCAUGAGAGAUUUCAACUUCAAAGGGGAAGGCUUACCUGGCUACCUAGGGUGCAUCAGAGAAGAGUCCUACUGGAUGCAAACAAGUCAAAACCAACCCUUCGAACAAAUGUGAGCUAGUGUCCCUUCUCAUUUAAUCCAGCCCAUGGCUAUGGGGAGGGAAAAAGGAAGAGAAGAGAAUUACAAGAAGGAUGGAAUUAAAAGUUCUCAGAAGAGGUAAGAGUUGAAAGAACUGUUAUCUUUUGAACAAUAAUUAUCACUGGGAGUCACGCUGGUGCUACUGGGAACCAACCAGCCUCUCUAAAGAUUAUGUCAAACGCAGUAUAAGAGAGGGGAGAAAACUCCUAGUUGAUGUAAGCCAGAUCUACACAUGAAACGUGGACACUAUUCUGUUAGCACCAGCACACUUGCACAGUACCAUGGUUUCACUGGAUUCCUCCAGUAACUGAGGUGGAAAACAUGGGUGUUCGUGUGACCCUGCCCUCCUCCCACACAGCCAGAGUUCGCUGCUAAAUUUCAGUCUGUGAACUAAUUUAGGCUCCAAAAAUCGAUGGUCCUGGCUGUAGUAAAAAUAAAAGACCACUGGUAGCAUUUUCAAAUGUUACUAUAAGGUUUAGAAUAAUGGCAGGAUAAUUUCUGACUGAUGCUAAAACUGAGAAAUCUGGCAUUUUGUGUAGUAUGAGAGAAGGCUACAAACUUCAACAUGGUUUUAUAUAAGCCCAAGGAAAGUCUCAGCAAGACACAUAUAUACAAUUUAUUAAAAACACAUGAACACAUUAAGAUCUCACUAUUUAUACAAUCUAGAUUCUAGCAACAUAUACACAUACUGAGUGACUACAGUACAUGCCGAGGUAAGAAAAGUACAUUCCGGGAGAAUAUCACUGACCCUCAAGCCAUUUUUAUUUCCAAUAUGUAUUUCAACAUGUUUUGUUUCCACCUUUCCCAGUGCCAAAAAAGGAAAAAAAAAAACAAAAACUAGUCAUAAAUUGGUGCCACAGUUGAGCUAAAAAGUAUGAUAAUAACCAUCCAACUCUUACUAGAUUUUGCAGUUCAGGGACUUCAAGUUCAUGGCAGAAAAGCAGAGCUAGAAGGCAGUUUUUUAAAGGUAGAGCUUAGUUAUCUCUCUUUAAAGGGUUUGAAAAGUUUUUGUCCCACAAUCUAUUAGUUCUGUCCUUUGACCUAUUGUUUCCAUAGCCCUUUUGCUCUCCAGGUUUUAAUGUGGGGCCAAGGCAAAGAAGUUCAAGCUUUGUCACCUUCUAUAGAAUUUUAGAUGAGUGCAUUUUCUGCUGGGGGCAGGGAGGGUAAGAGUAUACAUGACACCAUAGUUUCAGCUGCUGGAUAAAUUCUCUACACCAGCCUUUUCACCAGCAGAUAAAUCCACUGUUCAAUGCAAAGUGCAAAUAGUGAAACAUGAAUUUAAAUAACUGGACUAGACCCUAAACAUACAAUAGGAUCUAUUUAGUGUUACAGGUUCUAAAAAAUAUAAAUCAGCAUUCACAAUAUCUUUAACUGGGCUGGUUCCUAAGAUCAUGUAACAGUGAAGUUGGUGUCACUUUAUGAAAACCUGUAAGGGCCCUACUUUGCUGUACCUCUGUUGGAGCCGAUCUUUAAAAUUGUGUUAACAGGAAAAAAAAAUUAAUCCAAUAAACCAGAGUGACUUAAAUCUUUAAGAUGUUUCAAGCAGGGAAUAAAAAUUCAAGGUAAUUUAGUAAAGAAAAAAAAGUUACUUUCACAUUUUCAGUUGAUUGUCUCCACAGCUGCAUCAGACAUAAAUGUAGUUAAAACCCAAAACAAAACUCUAAUACGAAAACAAAGGAACUAAAAGUACAAAAUCAGAAUAACCCUUUGUAUCAGGCUCAGCUCUUCAUUUAAAAAGUAAAUAUACAAAAGCAAUAAAAACUAUUUUGUACAAAAUCAUUGGUAGUUUAAGGACCGCACGGUGGCAAAAACAUGCAUCAUUUAAGAAGAAAACAUUUGCCUCUCAAAAAGAGUUCCAUGGGAAAAUCAGGUGCACAAAAUUAAAUGAAAACAAUCAUCUUUGGGAGAAUGAGAUAAUUUCUCUUAAAGCUUCUCAAACAGGCAUGUGAUUGGAGAAGUAUAUUCACUGUGUACUGAGGAUGAAUAAAAAAAUAAAUCGGUUUACUCUCUUCCCACCUGAAAGGGGAUGACUGCAUUAAUACACGUGCUUUACACAUUCAUGUCUUAAUAAAAGUUCAACAUCUGUGCUUGUUUCAAAUGUUUUGAAACAGUAUAUUUCUUCAGUGAAUAAAAUGAUGCCUCAAAGUUUGUCUGAAAAAGCAAAUGAAGAUAACACCAACAAAAAUAAUACUAGAGGGCAGAGAGGCUGUAGAAAUAAUUCUGCUUUUGAAGCAAUACUUUAGAGUGCUGAUGUACCCAUGGAAGCAAAUGAAAUGAACACUGUCUUUUCUCACAUCUAGCAAAUUGUGGAAACGACUGGGGGCACAGGCCGCAAGAAAUGGCUAGAACCUGAUGGGAAAUUGUAUGUUUUAAUCAUAGGGCCAGCUUCUCAGCCUGCCAAAGAGUUUUAAAGAUUCUUAACACUAUGGGCUAACAAAUUACAGAUGACUUUUAUUUCACCCAUCUAAAACUAGUUCUGGGCAAAUAGUAAAAACGAAGUUGCCUGGAAGUAUCAAAAACAGACAUCAAUAUUCACCUGCUGCUAGAACAUCUGUUCCACAGGCCUGCGGUGAAGGACUGUCAAAACUCCCGUGACACAGAGUGGGCACACUCACACAGAGCUGAGGAAUUCAUGCUGGCUUCCUAUUUCCUUCAGUAUUUCACUGUGGAUAUUAAAA